Molecule: messenger RNA, 960 nt
Organism: Miscanthus lutarioriparius
Lineage: Eukaryota; Viridiplantae; Streptophyta; Magnoliopsida; Poales; Poaceae
Source: the annotation of a GenBank genome assembly
AUGUCCUCGGCAUGCUUCAGUGUGGUAAAGAUGAGAAAGCCUGGUAAGAGCAGGGAGAGCAAUGCAUAUUUCUAUCCGGAUCACAAGGAUGAGAAGGACAAGUAUUUCUUCAAGGUUCUGGUUGGUGAUUUUCGUGAACGAUUGGCCAUACCUGACAAAUUCGAGCAACAUUUGAGAGGGCUAAUAGCAAACAGUGUUAAGCUAGAAUCACGCUGUGGACACACUUUUGAUGUUGAAGUAGCUAAGAAUCUGGGCAAAGUAGUCCUUCAAACGGGAUGGAAGGAGUUUGUUACUGCCCAUGACUUGAACAUGGGGGACUUCUUGGUUUUCAAGUAUGACGGGACUUCUCGAUUGAAGGUUUUCAUAUUUGAUCUUAGUUGUUGCGAGAAAGUGCCGCCAUGCCUUGUCAAGAUAAAUCAUAUCUGCGGCAGAGAAACAAGGGAAAUGCACACUGAAAUUUCAAGCAGUUGUGGAGAUCUUCCCAUGAAUGGCACCGCUAGUUCAUCAACCUCCCUAUCUGACUCAUCAGGAGAGUCUAUAUGUCCAGAAGAUCAGAAAUCACAUUAUGUUCCAGGUUACAUCCUCCCACAGGGAACCUGUCUCACCUGUGUGCAGAUGAAGAAACUGAAAGAGAGAGUCGGAGCUAGUAGUUCUACUAUCCCCAUCUAUGGAUGCAUCAUGAAGAAGAGUAAUGUUCAUGGAAAAUCUCAGGUUAUGGACAUACCAAGAGUAUAUGCUGAUGUAUAUCUACCAUUGGAGGACCAAACACUGAUGCUUCAAUGCCGUGGCAAGAGUUGGGAAGUGCGGUGUGUGAUUAAGAAGGACAGAGUCAAAAGGCUUAUGAAAGGGUGGAAACAGUUUGCUUGUGACAACAAGUUGCGGCUGGGAGAUCUCUGCCUCUUUGAGCUACUUGAAAAUACGAAGCACACGAUGAAUGUGCAUGUCAUUCGUGCAAAAUGA